Messenger RNA from Benincasa hispida (wax gourd), 955 nucleotides. Its product is annotated as iron-sulfur cluster assembly protein 1-like. The record is from RefSeq and is a predicted model, not a curated record. Gene Ontology annotation, molecular function: iron-sulfur cluster binding; iron ion binding. Gene Ontology annotation, biological process: iron-sulfur cluster assembly. Lineage: Eukaryota; Viridiplantae; Streptophyta; Magnoliopsida; Cucurbitales; Cucurbitaceae.
GAAGAAACGAUAUAGAACGUGUCUCCCGAACUCCAGGAGAGAAAAGAAAGCGGUGAAUAUGUUGAGGUUCAGUUCAAAGAGGCUUCUAGGGAUUGCGUCUAGGGAUUUGCCGUCUCCGGCGGUUCAAAUCGUCCCGCGUUUCUACCACGAGAGGGUUAUUGAUCACUACAACAACCCUCGCAAUGUUGGAUCCUUUGAUAAGAACGAUCCGACGGUCGGCACCGGCCUCGUCGGUGCGCCUGCCUGUGGCGAUGUUAUGAAGCUUCAGAUCAAGGUUGACGAGAAGACUGGUAAGGUUGUAGAUGCUUGCUUCAAGACUUUCGGUUGCGGUUCUGCGAUUGCUUCCUCGUCGUUGGCUACAGAAAUGGUGAAAGGGAAGCAAAUGGAAGAAGCCUUAACCAUAAAGAAUUCGGAAAUCGCAAAACAUCUCUCCCUACCGCCUGUUAAGUUGCACUGCAGCAUGCUUGCUGAGGAUGCUAUCAAGGCUGCUGUUAAAGAUUAUGAAGCUAAGCGUGCAAAAUUGGCUAAUGGUGCUGAAUCUCUUCCUGUGGAUAAGGCUUCAAAUGCUUAGUCAUCUAAUGAUUGUAAAUGAUGUAAAAACUGUUAUAGUUAAAAUCUACCCUCCAAGGUUUGAGUUCUCUCUGUCCAGUUCUUAAUAUGGGAUGUCAAUCAUAAUUUAUAACUAUCACCAUGUUUUACUUCAAAUUGUGUUUUUUUGUUUUCCCUUUUCCCUGGGAUCUGGAAGGAAGUUUCAGACCGUUGGAUUUUUGGUUCUGCAAGCCCACGUUUGGAAAGUAGAAUGAUACUGCCUGUCCUAUUUCAAUGGCUGUAUGUACGUAGCCAUUCAGCUGACUGUUUUCAUUUUCAUCUUCAUAAAGCUGACUGUUAUAGUUUUUUAAAACAGAAAAAUCUGUAGAAGGGGACUGAAUUAAUGUGGCCUUUGAUUUGGCAAGUA